This is a messenger RNA of Chenopodium quinoa (quinoa), 2061 nucleotides long. Its product is annotated as disease resistance protein RGA2-like. NCBI's taxonomy places the organism in Eukaryota, Viridiplantae, Streptophyta, Magnoliopsida, Caryophyllales, Amaranthaceae. The record is from RefSeq and is a predicted model, not a curated record. Gene Ontology annotation, molecular function: ADP binding. Gene Ontology annotation, biological process: defense response to other organism. The transcript has a single exon. Bases 1 to 1944 code for a protein of 647 amino acids.
AUGCUUCUUAUUUUUCGCGCUUCCAGGCUGUCUUAUGAGCAAGAAGAGAUCAUAUCACAACCGCGGACGAAACUGAGCGUCGGUGAAGAAAAAGUUGGAAGAUUGUUGAAUGGUGGAGACAGAAAAAAGAACAUCCACACGUAUGACUCACACGAAUUCACACUGUCCAUAAGAUCUUUUUCAAACUUAUUAAAGGGAAAUAGUAGCACUGGUGUAAGGAAAGUCACCACUGAGCACAUUAUCCAGGAACAACUAGCUUACUCCUUAAAGUUGAUCCUAAUUUUGACAUCAGUUGUUAGCCCAAUGGCCGAGCUUGGAAUCUCCAUUACUCAAAAGCUUAUUGAAGUUAUUAGCUCUGAAGUCAUCAAAGAGAUAUGUGAUAUGUGGGGCUACGAAUCUGAACUCGCAGACCUCAACAAAACUGUCUUCACCAUCAAAAAUGUGCUCCUUGAUGCUGACUCCAAGCGCGAGCUCUCCAUCGAAGCACGAGGCUACAUUGAUGAGCUCAAGGCUGCUGUUUAUGAUGCUGAUGAUCUGUUCGAUGAGUUCUUCACCCUUGCUGAGCUCAAGCAGCUUAGAUCACUAACCAAGGGUGGCAAGUUCUUUGCAAAGGUACGUUGCUUCUUUUCUUACAAGGAUCAAGUGAGUCGAGCUUAUAGAAUGUCUCAUCAGGUUAAGGACAUUAAGAAGCAGUUAGAUAAAAUUGUCACUAACCAUCAUAAAUUUGGGUUUAGUGUUGAUUAUAGACCUAUCAGUAGAAGGAGGGAAGACACUUGCUCUUACUUAGAUGCAAAGAGUAUUAUUGGGAGGGAGGAUGAUAAGAAGGUCGUUAUAGGUAUGUUGCUUGAUCCUAAUAAUGAUGAUAAAGAAGAUUUUCGGUUUCUAACCAUCGUGGGAGUAGGAGGGUUGGGGAAGACGACUCUUGCUCAACUUGUGUAUAAUGAUAAAGAGGUUGAAAAAGAGUUUCCGGAUCCCAAGUUAAGGUUGUGGGUUUGUGUCUCCGAUCAAGAUGGGGAGCAAUUUGAUGUCAAAGUCAUUUGCUGUAAGAUUUUAGAAUUAGUUUCCGGUAUGAGGCUUGAUGGUGCCUUUACAAUGGAAUGGGUGCAAAAGCAAUUUCAAGAGCAGUUACGGGGAAAGAAGUACUUGCUUGUUCUUGAUGAUGUAUGGAAUGAGGAUCGAAAGAAGUGGCUUAGUUUAAAAGAUUUCUUAAUGAUAGGUCAAGGGGGGAGUAGGAUUGUAGUAACUACACGUUCAGAGAUGACGGCAAAAGUUAUUGGGGAUAAGUAUGCUUAUAAGUUACAAGGUUUGUCCCAAGAAAAUUCUUGGCGCUUGUUUGAGAUGACAGCAUUUGACAAAGAGCACGAAGAAAUAAACCAACUCGAAUCAACUAAGCUUGGGGAGAAGAUUGUGGGAAAAUGUUAUAACAUUCCUCUUGCUAUAAAGGUGGUAGGGAGUCUUUUAUUUGGUCAGGAUAUAAGUAAGUGGUGGUCCUUUGAAGAGAAAGGUUUAGCUGAAAUAAGGAAAGGUGAUAAUGAGGUUAUUUCUAUAUUAAAGCUUAGUUACCAUAAUCUUGAUUCUUCUUUGAAGAGUUGCUUUAGCUAUUGUGCAGUAUUUCCCAAGGAUUAUGAAAUAGAGAGGGAGAUGUUGAUAAGCCUUUGGAUAGCCCAAGGAUAUAUUGUGCCAUUCGAUAAAGAUCAAAGCAUAGAAGAUGCUGCUGAGGAACAUUUUUUUAUUUUGUUAAGGAGAUGUUUCUUUCAAGAUGUAGAGAGGGAUGCAUAUGGUGCUGUGAAGUCGGUUAAAAUCCAUGACUUGAUGCACGACGUUGCUCAAGACGUGGGGCUGCAAGAAAUUUGUGUAUUGGAUUCUGUUACAAAAAAUUUGGGAGAUAAAAUUCGUCAUGUGCGUUAUGUUCGAUUUUUUGUAGCCAUCAGAAAGAGCCUCUAGUGAGUACACAAUUAGACGACUUGAUGUGCCUAAGGUCAUUAGACAUGAAGUAUUCACUCUUUGGGAAUUUGCCUGAUUCAGUAGGUAAGCUACUGCAUCUAAGGUUUCUUAACUUGU